Molecule: messenger RNA, 1535 nt
Organism: Ceratitis capitata (Mediterranean fruit fly)
Lineage: Eukaryota; Metazoa; Arthropoda; Insecta; Diptera; Tephritidae
Product: probable cytochrome P450 313a3
Exons: 8
Coding region: 1-1527 (508 amino acids)
Molecular function (GO): oxidoreductase activity, acting on paired donors, with incorporation or reduction of molecular oxygen; iron ion binding; heme binding
Source: RefSeq, a predicted model, not a curated record
AUGACGCCGUACACGGAGAAAUUGCAAAACUGUUACUGUGUUCCAUUUCGAUAUACUAUUUUCGUAUUGUUUAUUAUUCUCAUAUCCUAUUUUCAUAUAUAUUUUAAGCGUAAACAAUUUCAAAAUAUUACUUCAAAAAUACCAACAAUCUUUGGAUUACCAUUUAUUGGAAUAGCAUAUAAAUUGGUGCCUAUUAAACGUUUUUUGUAUAAAUUAAGUGCCUGUUUUGAAGAGCUUAGUACAUCAACGUAUUGCGCGUGGCUAGGUACAGAUCCGGUUAUUAUAACUAUAGAUCCAGAAAUAAUCAAGACAAUUGCAACCUCCUCGGAAUUUUACAACAAAGCGGAAAUAAUAUAUAAUCCCCUUAAUAACGCUAUACGUGAUGGGAUAAUCACUAGCGAAGUUCAUAAAUGGAAGCACAUUCGCAAAAUAGUAAAUGGCUUCUUUAGCCACAAAAUGUUGAUGAGCCUGAUUCCUCUCUUUAAUCAUGGUGCAAAUAAUGGUGUCCAUCGCCUAAGUAAAAUUUCUAAUCAUGGUCAACAUAAGAUAUUUGAUUUAAUCAAACGAGUCAUACUGGAGAUAUCAAUCGAGGCUACAAUGGGUGUUGACAUGAGGAAAGAUGCCGCCGAAAAUUAUGAACUAAUGGAAUCAUUUAGCUUUUUGCUGGAGAGAGUCGCCAAAGAUUCUGCAUGCUCUACAAUGGGUCUCGGAUUCUUAGCACGAACACCUAGUUAUUAUAGAUCAAUAAGCUUUUUGCGAAAUUUCAUCAACAAAUUAAUAGAUCAACGUACAAACAACAAUACCAAAUCAAAGGACGAAACGUGCGUGUAUGACGAAGAUAUUGGCAAAUCCUUUCUAGAUAUUGCACUUAAUUACUAUGGCAAUGGACAAUUAGCAAAAGAAGAUGUUAUCAUUGAGUCUAUCAGUUUAAUUGGCGCGUCAUUCGAAACGGUCGCUACCGCAAUUUAUUCGUCCAUAGUAAUGUUAGCUAUGCAUACAGAUGUGCAAGAGAGACUUUAUCAAGAGAUUCAUAAAUUGCUACCACAAAAUGAUAUUCCAGUUGCGUAUGAUCAUCUAAAAGAAAUACCCUACUUAGAUAUGGUAGUUUCAGAAACGUUACGCGUCAUUCCCCCCAUACCGCUUAUUGGACGACAAACAAUACACACAACGAAGUUGACAUCAGAAUUAAUUUUGCCGCCGAAAAUGCCGGUGUUAGUGCCGAUAUUCAGUCUGCAUCGUUCAAAAGAAUUGUGGGGCUCCAAAGCUCACCUAUUCAAUCCAGAUAAUUUUUUACCCGAAAAUGUAGCCUUAAGAGAUCCCUAUAUAUAUAUGCCAUUUUCAAAGGGUGCCAGGAAUUGUGUUGGUUGGCGAUAUGCAGAGAUCGCAGUUCGAAUUAUACUUAUGGUAUUUGUGCGGAAUUUCAAAUUUUCAACGACAUUUAAAUAUGAAGAUCUUCGUUUUCUCGACCAUGUAAGUUUAUGGUACGACGUUGAACCGAAGCUAAACAUUGAAUUAAGAAAAGUUUAAGGUUGUUG